UUAACCUUGAUCUUGGAGCUCUUCAAGACAUCAAAGCUCCACCAGUUUUCUUGUCAUCUUAUUGCAGACAUUAAUUACCAGUUCUAGGUCCAAUGAUUAGUUCUGUGACAAGACAGCAUGACACUUUGAGUAUGACAGAAGUCCUGAUGCUGCAGCAGAGGCUGGGAGUAUUAAUGGCCAAAUCUAGAGAUCAGAUGGUCUUCUAAAGAAGUCAUGGGUAGCUGUUGUAGCUGUCCAGAUAAAGAAACUGUCCCAGAUAACCAACGAAACAAGUUUAAGGUUAUUAAUGUGGAUGAUGAUGGUAAUGAACUGGGUUCUGGCAUAAUGGAACUUACAGAUACAGAAUUAAUUUUGUACACCCGUAAAAGGGACUCUGUAAAAUGGCACUACCUCUGUCUCCGUCGCUAUGGCUAUGACUCAAAUCUUUUCUCUUUUGAAAGCGGUCGAAGGUGUCAAACUGGACAAGGAAUCUUUGCCUUUAAGUGUGCCCGGGCAGAAGAGCUGUUUAACAUGUUACAAGAGAUAAUGCAGAAUAAUAGCAUAAAUGUGGUAGAAGAACCAGUAGUAGAAAGGAAUAAUCAUCAAACUGAUUUGGAAGUACCAAGAACCCCUCGAACACCUACCACUCCUGGGUUCAAUGCACAAAGUUUACCCAAUGGCUAUCCCAGAUACCCAUCUUUUGGAGAUGCUUCAUCACACCCUUCCAGCAGACAUCCUUCUGUCGGCAGCGCACGCCUCCCCUCUGUCGGUGAAGAAUCAACACAUCCUUUACUUGUAGCAGAGGAGCAAGUGCACACUUACGUAAACACUACUGGAGUACAAGAGGAAAGAAAAAAUCGAUCAAGUGUGCAUGUGCCACUGGAAUCAAAGCUUUCUAACACUGAAACAACUAAAGUGAAAGAAGAGCAGAUGUGUACUGAUGACAGAGAUGCUCAGGUUCUCCUGGAGCCUGAAGGAGUGAAGUUUGUUUUAGGACCAACACCUGUGCAAAGGCAGUUAAUGGAAAGAGAGAAACUGGAACAACUUGGGAGAGAUCAAGUUAGUGGCAGCAGCACAAACAACACUGAAUGGGACACUGGGUACGACAGUGAUGAACGUAGAGAGACACCAUCUGGUAACAAAUUGGUGUAUGAAAAUAUAAAUAGGUUAUCAAUCCCUAGUGCCUCAGGGGUCAGGAGAGGUCGCUUGACAUCAACCAGUACCUCAGACACCCAGAACAUUAACAACUCUGCUCAGAGAAGAACUGCGCUGCUGAACUACGAGAACUUGCCAUCCUUGCCUCCUGUUUGGGAAGCCCGCAAGCUGAGCAGAGAUGAAGAUGACAGUUUAGGACCAAAGACCCCGUCUCUGAAUGGCUACCACAAUAACCUAGAUCUGAUGCAUAACUAUGUCAAUACAGAGAAUGUAACAGUACCAGCAAGUGCUCAUAAAGUAGAAUUUACACGACGUCGGGACUGUACCCCAACAGUCUUUAACUUUGACAUUAGGCGUCCAAGUUUAGAACACAGGCAGCUCAACUAUAUACAGGUUGACUUGGAAGGUGGUAGUGACUCUGACAACCCUCAGACUCCAAAAACCCCCACCACUCCACUUCCGCAAACUCCAACCAGGCGCACAGAGCUGUAUGCUGUGAUAGACAUUGAAAGAACUGCUGCUAUGUCAAGCUUGCAAAAAGCACUGCCCCGAGAUGAUGGUACUUCUAGGAAAACUAGACAUAACAGUACUGAUCUGCCUAUGUGAGCCUGGGGAGCAUUGAAUCAUUUGCACCUUUUGUGAAGUUUAUAAAAUUGAAGAUGCGAGUACUUUGCAUUUCUUAACACUAACGCCUUUUAUAGACUAACAGAACUUUUUCUGCAUACUUCAUGUACUUGUCUUACUAAAGGGAAUUAAUGUAGAGCAAGUAUUCAUUUUAGGUAACACUAUUUCAUUCUACAGUAGAAGUAAUUACUGCAUAGCAGCAUCACCACCUUUCACAGUGCCUCUUUAAUUGAUUAGAGUCUGAGUGACAUGUCAGUUAUGAAUUUAUAAAUAUUCUGGUCUGGUGCCUAUACUCAUUAAUGGCAUUUAUAACACUUUUUGAAGCCUCUUGAUAUGUGCAUUAUUAGCAGGUAAACCUAAUCUUUCAAUAUACAUACCUGACAUUCAUUCCUCGUUGAAGUGGUUCCUCCAGAAUUAAAUGUGUGUAAUGCAUUAAUUCACUCAGUUUGACAUACACAAGAUAUAUUGGUUCAUCUCAAGGAAUAUAAACACCACACCUUUUUUGUCUGCGCGCAAGAAGGCCUCUAAUUCCUGACAGUUUUCUUGACGCAUUGAUGGUUGUUGAUCAGAACUAUAAACACAUCAAAAAACAGCUUUAAGCUCCUUCCGUUAAAAUAGAAUUCCGAGUGACAUAUCAAAUUCCCUCUGAAAUCUGACAAAAUUUAAAUCUCAUCAAAGUUUUGGGGUUUUUUGUGAAGGAAUUCACAGGUGGGCUGUUUGAAUUAAGGCUCUCUUGUCAUUUCUUAGUUCAGUGUGCCUUCUUUUCUUUGCAUUUGUGUGUUUCCUUUUUAUUUGUUCCAUAAUGUCUUGUUUUAAAAGUCAAAAUAAUGUACAUAGCUUUAAUUGUUCAGGGUCAUCUAUGUAUUUGUCUUACUCUCUGCAUUUGACAAAGCAAGACUCUUGAAGGUCAAAUGGUUGUCUUCGUCCAGUGUUCUACUUUUUUAUGCCUGACAGAAAUAUUCCAGCUCUCCAGCAGCAUGCAUUAUUGCACAACUGGAAAGGUUUAUUAUGCAGUUAUUGUCUUCCUCUAAAGCAUCAAACACAGGUUACACGGGAGGCAGGGUACUGGACUUGAUAGUUCUUUAUAGAAAGUUGUACGUUCUAGCAAUGUGCAUCCAUAGGUGAUAGUGUACUUUAAUUUAAAAAGAUAUGUAGUAAAUUAUCUGAAGGUAGUAUUAUCUAUGAGCAUACUUGUUUUCCUUUUGCAGUUGGUGAAUUUGGUUACAGUGAUGGCUGCUCAGUGUUACAGGUACAUCCAGGUAGAAUGUUGUUUGUUGAAUAUGCCGGAGGCACCCUUAGAAAUUGUUGUUUUUCUAUUUUGUUUAUUAAUACUCUGAAUAAUGUUAGAAUUCUGGCAGUAUUGCAGGUGCACCUUGGUACUAGCAGCAGAAGAGAUUGCUCUUGAGCCUGUGAUUGCAAAGGAACUGACACUUGUGUGAACUGGUGUGAUGUAAAAUAACCCUUGAACUGUGAGGAAAAACAUGCAAGAAAAGCCAUUUGGAGAUCUGAAAAAGCAUUAAGGGUCUCCAUGCAAUAUUUGAAUUGAAGUUUUAUAGAAACCAAACUGCAA
Molecule: messenger RNA, 3328 nt
Organism: Cyanistes caeruleus (blue tit)
Lineage: Eukaryota; Metazoa; Chordata; Aves; Passeriformes; Paridae
Source: RefSeq, a predicted model, not a curated record